This is a messenger RNA of Tripterygium wilfordii, 1000 nucleotides long. RefSeq lists its product as uncharacterized. The coding region runs from base 61 to 597 and encodes 178 amino acids. The record is from RefSeq and is a predicted model, not a curated record. The transcript is spliced from 4 exons. NCBI's taxonomy places the organism in Eukaryota, Viridiplantae, Streptophyta, Magnoliopsida, Celastrales, Celastraceae.
CCAAGCGUAAAGCUUAAAUUUUGAAACUUCAAAUAUCGUCAUAUAGGCUACAGACUGGACAUGGACUUCUCUUCAUGGAUUCGACGCAGGCUUCUGAGAAAUCCCGAAAAGACCGAAAUACCAGAUCAACCAAAGCAAUCGAAUCAAACACAAGCAGGAGACGAGCUUCUUGGAGUCACACAGCCAUUGAUUGAUCAUAUACAGACUUUCACUGUCGAUACUUUCAAGAAUUUCCGUCUUCAAGAUGAUAACGGAGUCACUGAUGCUGACGCUACUCCGACAAACUCCUCAGCUAAUUUACGGCAGGAUCUCUCCGAGUGGCAGCAACGGCAUGCUACUCUUGUGCUUUCAAGAGUCAAGGAACUUUCACAACUUAGAUUUAUGCUUUGCCCUCGUCACUUGAAGGAGCGACAAUUUUGGCGGAUAUAUUUUAUGCUUGUCAAGAGCCACAUAGCCAAAUAUGAGCUAAGUGCUGUACAACUAGCGAAACUGAAAAAGAUGGAAACCGAGAAUGAUGAACCUCAGCAUUUCAGUGUAUAUGAAGUUGAAAUGGCAGAAACAAAGCAAGUAGCAAGUUUGUCACCUUCGACUCCUUGAAACUGCUAUUUGCAUUUCAUGAAAUAUGACAGGUAUUAUCUGUUCCUCUUCUUUAGAAAGAAGGCUUUAUAUUCACUUACUUUCCUUUUUCCUCUCUUGACUAUGUGGUUAUCUUGUUUGGGAUUGCUGUGCGAAAGCUGGUUAUAUUUAGGCAAAUGUAUCGCUUGACAUUAACUUGAAUGAUCUGGAGUAUUGUCCAAGUAUUUUGGAGCUUGAUGACAUAAUAUAUAAUCUUCCCAAGUCCUAACUCAACAAGACUUUACCAGGUUGCAUAGUGUAGGGUCAAAAGCUUCUAAGUAUCGAAGUUUCAAACAUUUCAGGUCCUUGCACUGAUUUUCUUAUUUGUUUCCUAUGACCUGGAUUUAUUACUCAUUUGCUUUCGUGAUAAGGUAGUCUUGCACCA